Molecule: messenger RNA, 4364 nt
Organism: Arachis stenosperma
Lineage: Eukaryota; Viridiplantae; Streptophyta; Magnoliopsida; Fabales; Fabaceae
Product: protein TONSOKU
Exons: 20
Coding region: 111-4073 (1320 amino acids)
Biological process (GO): meristem structural organization; response to DNA damage checkpoint signaling; epigenetic regulation of gene expression
Cellular component (GO): nucleus
Molecular function (GO): protein binding
Source: RefSeq, a predicted model, not a curated record
UGCUUUGCCUUGGGAAAUUGCAUUUGAAAGAGUGAAAGACGAAGCCAUCUUCAAUCCAAAGAGAGAAAGAGUUUCAGAAACACCCGACAACCUUUCACCGUGGUUUCGUUAUGCCGUGCCAGGACUCGGAGCUGAAGGCGGCGAAGACUGCGUACCGGAGCGCCAGGGUUGAGGGUAACCACCGCGAGGAGGCGCGUUGGGCCAACGUCAUUGGCGACAUUCACAAGAACAGAGGAGAGUACGUGGAAGCCCUCAAAUGGCUCCGAAUCGAUUACGAUGUUUCGCUAAAAUACUUGCUGGAAAAGGAUUUGCUCCCUACCUGCCAAUCCAUCGGCGAGAUGUACCUCCGCCUCGAGCAGUUCUCUGAAGCUCUAACUUACCAGAAGAAGCACUUGGAGCUUGCAAGAGACGCUGACGAUGUGGUUGAGCAGCAAAGAGCGAGCACGCAGCUAGGUCGAACAUACCACGAGCUGUUCUCGAGAUCCGAUCACGACCACAACUCAAUUCGCAACGCGAAGAAGUAUUUCAACUUCGCAAUGGAGCUUGCAGUGGCUCUGAAGAAGAAACCGCCAAACAGCAAGUCUUCGUUCCUGAAGGAGUAUAUCGAUGCGCACAACAACAAAGGGAUGCUGGAAAUGGAGCUCGAUAACUUCCAGGAAGCGAAGGAGAUACUAACUCGAGGGUUGGAAAUUUGUGAUGAGGAGGAGGUUAGUGAAUUUGAUGAUGGGAGGAGCAGGCUCCACCAUAACCUUGGGAAUGUGUACAUGGAACUCAGGAAUUGGAAUGAAGCUAGGAGGAAUAUCAAAAUGGACAUUCAGAUUUGUAACAAGAUUGGCCACCGUCAAGGGGAAGCGAAAGGGUAUAUCAAUCUUGGGGAAUUGCAUUCCAGGACUCAGAAGUAUGAGGAGGCAAUCUGUUUUUAUAACAAGGCACUUGGUUUGGCAAGGUCCUUGGAGGAUGAGGAUGCUUUGGUGAGGCAAAUUGAGCAGAAUAUUAGGACUGUAAAGGAAGCUGUCAAAGUGAUGGAUGAGAUAAAGAAGGAAGAGCAGAACCUCAAGAAGCUUAAAAGAGAUAUCGCCGCUGCCAGAGGGACACCUAAUGAGCGGAAAUGCCUGCUCCAGCAGAAUGGCUCUCUUGAACGCCUUGUGGAGAAGUCAAGAAUGAUAUCUGCAUGGGAGAAGCAUUGCGAAUUUGCAAAGGAGAAAAAGAGAAUAGCAAGUGAACUUUGUGACAAGCAAAGGCUUGGUGAUUCAUAUAUGGAUGUUGGAGAAUCAUAUCAGAAGCUUAGAAAAUUCAACAAAGCAAUCAAAUGGUACAAGAAGAGUUGGGAAAUGUACCAAACAAUUGGCAGUUUAGAGGGUCAAGCAUUGGUAAAAAUCAAUAUUGGCAAUGUUUUGGAUUCUGCUCAAAAGUGGAGACAAGCAUUAGAUGCAUAUACUGAAAGCUAUAGGAUUGCUGUUGAAGCUCAACUUCCUGAUAUACAGCUUUCUGCAUUAGAAAAUAUGCAUUAUAGUAACAUGAUAAGAUUUGAUGAUGAAUCUGAGACAAAGAGGUUGAAAAUUUUAAUUGAUAAGCUGAAGAACUCAAUAGAAGAUGAGUCAGGUGCUAAAAAUAUGGCAGAAGAUUGUUGCUCUGAGACUGAUACCGAGGCAGACAAUAAUCUGUCAAUAGCUGGGUCUGAUGAUGACCUUUGCUCUCCACAUACCAGUUCUAGAUCAAAAGCUCUAUCUACUGGAGAAGAAUUUAUAGAUGACAUGCCACUUCUGUCAAUCUAUCAGUCCUUAAAAGGCUCAUCCAGAAAGACAACAGGUCACAUGGAAGAUCUUACCAACACCAAGCAAGCUGAUAAGUCAUCCAAAAGUCUUACAAAUUUAACCGGCAAUCAUCAGGCAGUUGUUGGACGUAAACGUGUCCGUGUAAUUCUUUCUGAUGAUGAAGAUGAGAUGGAGUGUUCAAGCAAACGGAGUCAUGAUUGCGUGUUAGAAGACAGGUCUACUUAUGAUGCAAAUAUGAGUAAAGUGAGUCCUAGUAACAUUAAGGUUGUCUCAGAGAAUGGAUCCAAACUUCCAAUUAAUGUUGAAGAAAGUAGCAGUUCUUUCAAAUGCUGGAGUCCACAUACACUUGCUAAAACUUGCAGACAUUCCAGAUCCAUGAGCAAUGACCUAGUUGCUGAACUUGAUCUUCCUAGUGGUUCUAAAUGCAACACAGAUGCCUCUGGUAAACCAAGUGAUGCUGCCCCACCUGCGUCAAAUAGUUCUCAAUACGAUAAAUAUAUUGAGUGCCAGAUUGGGAAUGAUCUAAUUCACAUAGAAGCAACCUGGUGUACUGCCAGUGAUAAGCUGGAUAUUGAAUCUUUGAAAGCUGUAGCUGCAUGCUUAUACUAUCUACAACUUCCUACACAAAAGAGAUCAGAUGGUCUGUUGCCUGUUGUUCAGCACAUUUCAUGUGCUGGAAGAGAUCUAGAAUCCCUAGAAACUGUUGAAAACCUUCAGAUAUGCCUGGGAAAUGUCACAGUUGAAGCAUCCAUUGAUGGAUGGAUUCAUAAGCGCCUCAUAAAAAUGUAUGUAGACUUUUGCAAGCAGCUGUCAGAGAAGCCAAAUAUGAAGGUACUGAAGAAACUCUACAAUCUAGAGGUUUCGGAUGAUGAAAUAGUAGUGUCUGAGUGUGACCUGCAAGAUUUGUCUAUAACCCCAUUGAUAAAUGCACUGCAGUCCCAAAAAGCAUUUUCAAUGCUUGACCUCUCUCACAAUUUGUUAGGAAAUGGGACAAUGGAAGCACUUCAGAAGGUCUUCACAGCAUCAGACCAACAUUAUGGUGACUUAACACUCGAUUUGCAUUGUAAUCGAUUUGGUCCAACCGCUCUGCUACAGAUUUGUGAAUGCUCAGUGCUGUUUGAUAGACUGGAAGUGCUCAACAUUUCUGGAAAUCGUCUUACUGAUGCAUGUGGAUCUUAUCUUUCAACUAUCUUGAAAAAAUGUAAAGCCCUCUAUAGCUUGAAUGUAGAGAACUGCUGUAUCACAUCCAGAACUAUUCAAAAGAUUGCUGAUGCACUGGACUCUACAUCCGUACUUGCUUAUCUCUGUAUAGGACAUAACAGCCCUGUAUCUGGAAAUACUAUAGUUAAUCUUUUGUCCAAGCUUUCCACUUUGAAAAGGUUUUCGGAGCUGAAUCUCAGUGGUCUAAAACUAGGCAAACCAGUAGUUGAUGCCCUUUGCCAGCUUGCAGGUACCUUGAGUUUAUCAGGACUAAUUCUUGGAGGUACCAGUAUCGGAACAGAAGGGGUAAUGCAAUUAGCAGAACCAUUGCUGAAAGGGGCUGAAGAGUUUGUGAAACUUGAUCUAUCAUAUUGUGGGCUCACAUCAAACUUUGUUUCAAAUAUCAAUGUUAAUUUGUUUUGUUCCAUCCUUGAGCUGAACCUGGAAGGAAAUCCUAUUCUGCCUGAGGGCGGAAAUACUCUAUGUUCUCUUCUAGUAAACCCAUCAUGCUCUCUCAAAGUGUUGGUCCUUAGAAAGUGUCAACUUGGGCUCGCUGGGGUUCUCCACAUAAUUGAGGCACUCGCAGAGAACAACAGCCUGGAGGAGCUUAAUCUUGCUGAUAAUACUGUACCAAAUGAACUUUAUUCUCUAAAAUCCGACUUAACAGUAAAAGGUGACACUGAAAAACACGAUCAGAUACUUGAUACGAUUAAGUUGGCGGGUAAUCAAGAGGUCCAUUGCUCUGUAAACUUGGACUACCAUCAGCUUGAAGUUGCUGAUAGUGAAGAUGAUACAGUUAAAGCAGCUGCUUCUGGAAUAGAUGACAGUGCCAGUUCGUGUCAAAGAAAUUCUUCAUCUGCAGAGUGCCUUUUAACUCAACAACUUGCAGUGGCUAUUGGUAAGGCAAAGAAAUUGCAAUUACUAGACCUUAGCAACAAUGCUUUUUCAUCGGAAGCUGCAGAAACUUUCUAUAAUUCCUGGACAAGUGUACGGGUGCCAGGUCAGAAGCACAUUAAUGAGGGGAUUAUGCAUUUCUCAACAAAAGAAAAGAAGUGCUGCAGAGUGAAACCGUGCUGCAAAAAAGUCCUGCCUUUAUAGUAGUUUCCUCACGAAAGAAUUAGGCAAUAUUCCAGCGAAUGGUUGUUCUCAUUGCUGCUUUAUUUAUGAUUAUGCCUCUCCGCUAUAACUGUAGCCUCUGCAUGUUGCUUGUGAGGAGGUGCAUGUGCUUCAGCUUCAUUUGUAUAUAUUAUCUCACAGGAAAGGAAAUGUUGAUUUACUAGCCUAACGAGCUUUGCUGCAACUCAUGCAAUGUAUGAGUCAUGCGCUGCAUGUAUUAACUUAUCGUUAUUUUAUUUAUUUAUUUUUAUGGUGCAUUGAUUGAAAUUUUGA